Messenger RNA from Penicillium pulvis, 1104 nucleotides. Its product is annotated as glycoside hydrolase family 16 protein. The transcript is spliced from 4 exons. Gene Ontology annotation, molecular function: hydrolase activity, hydrolyzing O-glycosyl compounds; glycosyltransferase activity. The coding region runs from base 1 to 1104 and encodes 367 amino acids. Gene Ontology annotation, cellular component: fungal-type cell wall. The record is from RefSeq and is a predicted model, not a curated record. Gene Ontology annotation, biological process: fungal-type cell wall organization; carbohydrate metabolic process. Lineage: Eukaryota; Fungi; Ascomycota; Eurotiomycetes; Eurotiales; Aspergillaceae.
AUGCAUUUGACUCUUGGUGUGGCUUUGAGCCUCCUGUUUUCAUCUGCUUUGGUGAGCGCCCAGACUUAUACCAGCUGCAACCCGACCGAGAAAUCCUGCCCUGCGGAUCCUGCACUUGGAAAAUCAGAUCAGACCUAUGCCUUCACCUCGGGUGCAUCCUCUGCCUUCACGGCAUCUGGUACCGUCACCUAUGAUUCUACUAAUGGUGCCUCUUUUACGGUCGCCAAGAAGGGUGACGGCCCUCUGAUCCAGUCCAACUUCUACAUCAUGUUUGGGAGGGUUGAAUACACAAUCAAAGCUGCCCCCGGAACUGGAAUCGUCAGCAGUGCCGUUCUUCAGUCGGAUGACCUAGACGAAAUUGAUUUUGAGUGGCUUGGAGGCGAUAACACUCAAGUUCAGACCAACUACUUUGGCAAAGGUGACACCAGCACCUAUAACCGCGGUGCCUUCAGCGCCAACUCUGGAAACCACGAUGACUUCCAUACCUACUCCGUCGACUGGACGAGCAGUGAGAUCGUGUGGGCCAUUGAUGGCACCAAUAUUCGCGUUCUCACUCCGGCAACUGCAGAUACCAAUCAGUACCCACAGACACCCAUGAUGAUCAAGGUUGGCGUGUGGGCUGGCGGCGAUUCAAGCAAUCCCAGUGGCACCAUUCAAUGGGCUGGCGGCGAGACAGACUACAGCAAGGGUCCCUUCACCAUGUACAUGAAGUCGAUGACCGUGACCGACUAUUCUACCGGAAAUUCGUACAGCUACAGCGACAAGACCGGCACAUGGGAGUCCAUCACUUCAGACGGAGGCAGUGUCAAUGGCAACAAGGCCGACGAACCUUCAGGAACUCAGUCCGCACCUUCGGUGACCGCGACAGUGAGCAUCCCCAUUCCGUGGGACGGAACUCAUAAGGAGACCGCAACCUGGACCACUCCUGACACUUGGCCUUGGGUUGCCACGGAUUCACCAGCCGCCGGAUCGACUGGCAGCGCUGGCUGGGAAUCUAAGUCCGGUCAAAUUGCACCACCCACUGGGGGUUCUUUGGUCUACCUUCCACUCUACAUCAGCGCAUUUGGCUUUCUCGCGGGCUUCCUCUUCCCCAUCUGGGUUUGA